UCUAUUAUUCGGUUUAAAAAUAAAAACGAUUCCACGUGAACAUAUUUGGUGAAUCACAAUCUUAUGAGAUAAACCGGCGGCUUUGGCCAAUAUUAAUUCGGGAGUGAUUUGAUUGUGAUAGAGGGCUGCCGCCGGGUAUUGGCGGUCUUAAGUGAACUUGUGAAACUGUGCUUGUGGUGGCUGCGGACGCGGCGCUCAACAUGUGAGGUUAAAGCAGAUAGACAAACAGACGGCGGCAAGGAAAACAAUUUAAAUUAACGUCUCGUGGAGAUUAACCAGCAGCCGGGAUCUGGUGACGUAUACCACCUGUGCAUCCUAAAGUUAAUGUGGAAGACCUAAUUGGAGCGUAAUGGACUCUCGAAUGCUGAACGUAUUCCAGGAAGAUCCCUUCGAGGGAAGCUUUGCUAAAUAUGAAACUGAACCAGACUUCUGGUCACCCAAUAAUGAUCUUGAGCUGACAGACACACUCAACGGCAUUCUGCCAAUCGCGCCCACAGACGAAUCUCUGCUGACACCCAGCCGGGAGGAGGAGCUGCAAAACAGAAAGAACCUGCUGAUCUACAGUGACUUUGUGGAGCAGCAGCUGGACGGCGAGGAUGCCAAUCUGCUCAAUGCCAAGGUCUACAAUGAGGUGGAGGCGGUCUACGAUCAGCAGCGCCAGAUUAGUGCCAUCGUGGACUACGACCGAGAAGAUGAUACCCACGACGAGGAUGACGUGCAGAGCCAGUGCAGUAACUCCACAUUUCGCACGCGCACGGACAGUUCCUCCAUUGGUGACUACGAGUCGCAUUCCAGCGACUACGAGGACGAGUACGAUGAUAUCGUCGACGGGGACUUGAACAAUGGCACAGUCCCCAGCUUGCAUCAAACCAUCAUAAAUGAGCGCAAGAUUCGUACCCUAAGCACCAAUACCAUUACCUCAGAGAAUGACGCAUUCGGUCUGAAUAUUGAUGUAAAUAACUUUGACUUGGCUGAUUUUAUCACCAAAGAUGACUUUGCCGAGAACCUCAACGCUUGCCGCAUAAAAGAGGCUAUAAAAACGCAAGCACCAGCUAUACACAUUGCUGAGACAGUGAGAGCCCCAGCUCCUGCUCCUGUCCCUGUCCCCACUUCUGCUCCCAUUAGUCCCCCAAACGUGGUGGUGCCAAGGCCCGCAGUAAUUCCCUCCAAGGGUCUCAACUCUGAUGAUGAUGAUGAUUCCGACUCGAUCAUUGAUGUUGAAACUGUAGAUGUUGUCGAUGUGGACGAGACUUUAUGGGCAGCUGGACAAGCUGCCGAUGAUUUAUGCUUUGUGGACAAUGUGAAGGACGAUCCAUCCUGGUGUCCCAAGGUCAACAAGAAGCCUACCGUGUCACCGGUUAAGGAGCAGCAUAAAUCAGCACCGCAGCCGGUAGAAGUCCCGGUUGUAGUUGCAAGCAAGCCCAAGACAGCUGCAAACAUAUGCUUGGUGCCCAACAAGAAGCAGUGCGACUUCCUUAAACGAAAGGUUGGCUCCUCCGUUACGAGCAAGUCAAGCAAGUUGGCAGCCAAAAAAGCGCAUGAUGCCACAAAAACUGUUGGCAACAAACAGCCGGCAGUAAGCCAAGUUCAAGGCAAGGGAUUGGGUUCGAGUGGAAAGAACCUGUCGCUGCUGAAGCAGGAAAGGGAAGCCGCUGCAGCGGUAGAAGCGUCUGUACAACCUUCUCCCACAAUUACGCCAACGCCAACGCCCACACCCACACCCACGCCGUCUACGGUAACGGCUACAAAGCGAAAACUGAACCUAGAGGAAUAUAAACAGCGGCGUUGUGGCGGCGCUUUAGCUGUCCCCAAAACGAAGCCCCCUCCUGCUAAGCAGCCAAAGUUGGAAACCCCUUCACCUUUGCCAGUCCCUGCUGUGAAACCAACGCCAUCGCCCCAGAAAGCUGUUAUAGCCAAUAUAGUAAGCAGUCUAAAGUGCCCCAGCAAAGAAGUCAGUGCCGUGCCCAUGGACCCAAUUACCGUGGCCAAGAACAAGGUGUUACGCAUGCUAGAGAUGAAGCGGGCUCAGCAACUCAAGAUCAUCGAUUCACGCGUGUCAGCGAAGGUGCCGCGCGUAACGAAGCUGCCGCCACUUAAGGAUAUUGUCAAGGAUACAUACUGUAUGGAGGUGGAUCCAGAGCCAGAGACUCCUGCCAAGCAGAGCAAUAAGCUCCACCCGGACUACGAGGAGAUCAUCAUUGUUUCGGUUAGCUGCAACACGGAUAUAACGAUACCGCCGAAUCAGCUAAGCAAGGCCUCGCCGCGCUCGCUGCUGAAGUCAUCGGUCCUGCUGUACAAUAUAUCCAAUGGGCAAGAUGCUAACAAAAAUAUGAGCAACUCCCUGAUAGCUAGUAUACAAAGCGAGGUGGUUAGACAAACCAGCUGCACAGCUCUCGCCUCCUUGGCGCAAAAUUCUGCGAAGGCUUCGACUGAUAAAAAUAUUCAGCAUGGCGAGGACAUGGUCAUCAUGCACUUGCCCAAGGAUCGUGUGCGUAAGGCUCUUGUGAGCAUGGCCACCCAGACAGAUCUGCAGCCCGAAUUCCCCCUCAUGGCGCUACCAACCGUAAGAAAGUCUCGUGAGCGAACGCGACGGAAUUAUCGGAAGCGACGGUGUCAUAGAUCGGCCUCGGGCUCAAACGGAUCAAGUUCCUCAAGGGGCUCUUACACGGACUGCAGCAGCUUGGCAAGCUCUCGGUCUCGGUCUAGAUCCAAUUCCAUUGAGCAGCUGCGAGACCUGGAGGCAGGUGCCACUGGUAGCAGUAUUGGCCACGGUGGUGGUUAUUCCUCGCGUAGCACACACCGCCACCGCAGCUCGGUGAGCUCAUCAUCGUACUCAGAGGCAGGGAAGUACGAGCGCCGGCAACGUCGCACUAGUUACAACAAGCGGAGGUCUAAAAACCAAAAACGAAGCUCCUUUUCCUCCUCUGGAUCUGCCUCCGAGAACAGCGAUCGCGAGCGCAGUCGCAGUCCGCAUCGCAGAAUACAGCGGUCGCGCUCUCGCUCCAGGUCUGACACACGGUGCCAAAAUAACAACAAUAGACGCGGAUUUACGGACCGCAACGUAUCGCAGCCCGCUGUGGAGGAGCGUCGCAUCGUCUACGUCGGACGCAUUGAGCAGGAGACUACCAAGGAGCUGCUGCGGCGGAAAUUUUUGCCCUACGGCAGUAUCAAGCAGAUAACAAUACACUACAAGGAGAAUGGAAUGAAGUACGGCUUUGUGACGUACGAGAGAGCGCAGGACGCAUUCACGGCCAUAGACACGAGUCCCAGGGACCCCCAAAUCAACAUGUAUGAUAUUAGUUUUGGCGGCAGGCGUGCCUUCUGCCGUGCUUCCUACGCUGACUUGGAUAACGCUGGUAUCAACAACUACCACACGUAUGUGUUUCCCCAGGAGACCCCAGCUCCCAAAGUGCAGGAGGAGGAUUCCUUCGAAGCUUUGUUGCGGAAAGUGAAGGCGAAGCUUAAUGCUGGCAAGCCUGCAUCCUCCGAGGCGGCAACUGUUGUUUUGGAGGCACAGCCUGUACCCCAGAAUCAGGACCAGCAAUGACAUAUUGGCAGAAAAAGGCUAACAUUCUUAUUUUUGCAUAUUCUGAGAAUGUGAGAAUGUGUCCACUACUACCUGCUUGUAUCUUUCUGCAUGAAUAGUAGUUCAAUCCACGAAGUUUCUAGCUGCACAACUUAAUAGCCUGAUAAUGAUUCAUAACUAAUCAUAUGAACUAGUUGACAGCAAUUCAAAAACUAGGAUAAAUUUAAUGACCGAUAAUGAAAACAAAACAAAAACAAAACGGAAGCAACAAGAAAUUGAAACGAAAAUGGAAUUGUGAUAACCGCGUAAUGCAAACAAAGUCAUUUAUUGCAUGUAAGUUAGCAGAAGAUCCAUAGAAAUAGUUAAUCCAAUCCGAUUAGAGCUUCGUAACAAUCUAUUAAACCACCAAACCAAUGGAACUGAAUACAGAAACA
Drosophila serrata is the source of this 3960-nucleotide messenger RNA. RefSeq names its product PGC-1 family member spargel (gene srl). Gene Ontology annotation, molecular function: transcription factor binding; RNA binding. Gene Ontology annotation, biological process: positive regulation of transcription by RNA polymerase II. Lineage: Eukaryota; Metazoa; Arthropoda; Insecta; Diptera; Drosophilidae. The record is from RefSeq and is a predicted model, not a curated record. Gene Ontology annotation, cellular component: nucleus.